Messenger RNA from Acomys russatus (golden spiny mouse), 3828 nucleotides. RefSeq names its product base methyltransferase of 25S rRNA 2 homolog (gene Bmt2). The transcript is spliced from 5 exons. Bases 22 to 1236 code for a protein of 404 amino acids. Gene Ontology annotation, biological process: negative regulation of TORC1 signaling. NCBI's taxonomy places the organism in Eukaryota, Metazoa, Chordata, Mammalia, Rodentia, Muridae. The record is from RefSeq and is a predicted model, not a curated record.
GGCGGCGGCAGCGCUAGCGCUAUGGAGCCGGGCCCCGGCGGUCGAGGCGCAGCGCGCGGACAGCGGCCCCCGAGCACCACCGCGCAGCCCCGGGAGCAGGAGCGGAAGCUGGAGCAAGAGAAGCUGUCCGGGGUGGUGAAGAGCGUCCACCGGCGGCUCCGCAAGAAGUACCGGGAAGUGGGAGAUUUUGAUAAGAUCUGGCGAGAACACUGUGAAGAUGCGGAAACACUUUGUGAAUAUGCUGUUGCAAUGAAAAAUUUGGCAGAUAAUCACUGGGCAAAAACUUGUGAAGGUGAAGGUCGCAUUGAAUGGUGUUGUAGUGUCUGCAGGGAGUAUUUCCAAAAUGGUGGGAAGAGAAGAGCACUUGAAAAAGAUGAAAAAAGAGCUGUACUCUCCACUAAGACCACUCCAGCCUUAAACGUGCAUGAGUCUGCUAAACUUGAAGGUCGUUUAACAAACCUCAGCUUUACAAGCCCUGAAUUUAUAACUGAGUUGCUUCAAGCCUCAGGAAAGAUCAGAUUACUUGAUGUUGGCAGCUGCUUUAAUCCAUUUUUGAAGUUUGAAGAAUUUUUAACUGUUGGCAUAGACAUUGUACCUGCUGUAGAGAGUGUGUAUAAGUGUGACUUCCUGAACUUGCAGCUUCAGCAGCCACUCCAGCUUGCACAAGAUGCUAUAGAUGCUUUUCUGAAGCAGCUGAAAAAUCCUAUUGACUCUCUUCCUGGAGAACUUUUCCAUGUGGUGGUUUUCUCUCUCCUCCUCUCCUACUUUCCGUCACCCUACCAGCGAUGGAUUUGCUGCAAGAAAGCCCAUGAGCUGUUAGUGCUGAAUGGCUUAUUGCUCAUCAUCACUCCCGAUUCCUCCCAUCAGAACCGGCAUGCUAUGAUGAUGAAGAGCUGGAAGAUUGCCAUAGAAUCCCUGGGCUUUAAGCGCUUCAAGUAUUCAAAAUUUUCUCACAUGCAUCUCAUGGCUUUUAGGAAGACCUCCCUUAAAACCACCAGUGACUUGGUUAGUAGGAACUAUCCAGGGAUGUUAUAUAUUCCUCAGGAUUUCAACAGUGUAGAAGACGAGGAGUAUUCUAACCCUUCCUGCUAUGUGCGAUCAGAUAUAGAAGAUGAACAGCUAGCAUACGGUUUCACGGAGCUCCCUGAUGCUCCUUACGACUCAGAUUCCGGGGAAAGUCAAGCCAGCUCUAUUCCAUUCUAUGAGCUAGAGGAUCCUAUCUUACUUUUAAGCUAGUGUGACAGCAAAAAGGCCCCUCCAUUCCAGACUCCUCAACUAAUUACUUACACUAAUCAGAAUACUAACAUGAACUCGGUGUUUAAAGCCUGGUUUGCAUAGAAGAAAUGCAAACGUUUACAGAGUUUGCUAUUUUUCUCUACUUCUGGAUUUCAAAUUUUAUUCUUAUAUAGGAAGCUUAAAUUUCAUGCAGAGUGACUUCUGUCUUAGCAGAAACCACUGUUAGCAUUAAGAAUAAAAAGGUACCUUUGUUCUCUUUAGUGCUGUUAUGAAGCCUAAUUUACUAUGUAUUUCCUUUUCAGUUUAUUGCUGACUUUACACCAUUGUCGUGGGGAACCUUAAGAUGUGUAGAAAGCUGUAGAUUGCACUUUGAUGAGUCACAAGUUAAAUAUUUCGCACAUAGGUUGGUUUAGUUGUUUGUGGUGCACUUACCUUUCCUUUAAAUUGUUGCCUAUUACAGAAAACCUUUUACACUCAGUUCCAUCAGACCACACAGUAUUCCUGACCUUGUGAAACUGGCGAUGCCGCUUUUCAUCUUAAGCUCCUUUUGGAUCAUUAGACAUUAGAAGAGAGAUUUCCCAAACUCUGUACUCUGAUGUCAUUCACACAGCACAGCAAGCACCAUUGCCAAAGUCGUGUUUCCAUGAUGUUCUUACUCAUCCAAGCUCUGCUGUUCAGUGUAUUUACACCUGAAAGCUCCUUUUUAUUUUUUAAAAAUUAGACUUCAUUUACAAAAUGUUCUGUUUAAGCGAGGAACAAUGUACAAUACUUAAUACUGACCUGGAACACCUUUAUGAAAGGGUUUGUGUUUGUAAGAGUUUAUAUUCUGCUGUGACCAACUCUGAUAGCACCUCAACUGUCCAUUAAGGCACUGCUGCACUACACAUUUGGAAUUACUUUAACAUUUUUGAAAUUAACCUUCUCUUGAUAAUCUCAUAAAAUGGUCUUGACCUUUUGGUAUCCUAAUCCUUUCUAAGCUCUAGCAGAAAAUUUUCUUUGACUAUAUAAACAAUUAGUUGGCUGUGGGAAAUUUCCCUUUCCACGUUGAUGAAUGCCUUUCUGUGUUUCUGAAUCAGAAGCAAAUGAUUAACUAGAAAUAAUAUGUCAAAACAAGACAAGUUUAAACAGUUAAGAACAGUCCACAUUGUCUUGUCAGCCAGCAAUUGUCAUAUGUCAUGUAAACUAUCAUUUUUAAGAGUGCCACUGUGUGGAUUUUUUUUUCAAGUGGUUAGUACAUUAAAAUUACCUCAUACUGAGGUUUUUGCACUGAAAUAUCACAGUUUCAGAGUUCAUGGUUAAUGUUAUGUACGUGUGUGUGUGUGUGUGUGUGUGUGUGUGUGUGUGUGUAUUUUUAGAAGAAUCUUGCAUUUUCGGUAGUUGAUCCUAAAUUUCAUAAACUGCACUUCUUUCCUCUGGUAAAAUGGAUGUUUUGUGCUUAUUGUGAAUUGUUAUAGUUAACUUUGAAUGUCAAUUUUAUUUAGAAAAACAUAAACGCACUCUUUAAGAUAUCUGUUCAUUGUAUGUAUCCAAUAUUUCAAGUUCAGUGUUACAUGCUAAGUUAAUGAAAGUAACAAGAUUAAAACUAACUUUAGAAAUGUCAGUUGUCUAAAUGCAAUAAACAUCAGUUGUUCAACUAUGCCAUAAUAACUUGACAUUUUUCAUUUACUUUCAGUAGCGUACAGUCCCAUAAUCACCAGGGCUGGUAUUUCUUCUCAUUUUGGCACUACAGGAUAAUGUUUUACAACUCCCUCAAAAGAAGAGAAGACAAAGAUUGAACAGGCACUGUGUUCAGGAUAAAACAAGGAUCUCUCUUACCAUACUGUUCUCUUGUUUAUUUUGUUUACUAAUUACAAUGCUAAGAGCAAAGAAAACAACACAGCAGAUGAAAUUGCUUUGAAAGUAAAUGAAAGAGUGCUUUGGAAGGCUGAUCUGGGGUGACCUUUGAGACAGUGUUUGUGUUACAGCAGAAAUGUUGGUGCUAUGAAUUCUUCUGAUUGUUUACUGGUAUUGAGUCUGCUUUUGCUCCAAGGAGUGCAUGAUGUAUUUAAGUAGUGCUUAAAAAUAUCUCUUUAUAAGAACUACUACCACUUAGUAUAAGUUGUUUGGUUUUAUUUCAUUUGUUACUGUAAACUCGGCUUACUCAAGUUAGAACUUACACCAAUACAUAUUCCACAAGGCCAGUUCAGUGAGUAAGUGUUGAAAUAUAAGCAGUCAUUGUGGUUUGGGGUCCGAUUAUAUAAAUAAUGACCAGUGAGGUUCAUGGGUCCUUCCAGUAUCACAUGGGUACACUAAAUAUUUCAUUUUGGAUAUAAAUAGUUUAAGGGACAUCCUGUCACAUUCAUACAAUUUUUCCAAAAUAAUUUGGUAUUUCAAAGACAUGAUAUGGGCCAAGUUGUGGUGGGGAAAGCCUUUAACCCCAGCACUUUAGAGGGAGGCAGUUAGGCAGAUCUCUGUGUUCGAGGCUGGCUUGGUCUACAGAGUGAGUUUCAGGAUAGCCAGGGUUACACAGAGAACCUGCCUUGGGAAAAAAAAAAAAAGUCAGAUGAUAAUCAUGUGCUUUGGUUUGGGCUCAUUGGGAUUGUGAACAGAUCA